GUAAGCAUUCGUUCAGUGAGCGUAACACAAAACAGACAUAGUAUUUUCACCAGUUUGUUAAACCACUUCUAUAUAUACAAUUUUCUAAAAGGAACUAUACAUUCCGUUUUUCAAACUAGAACUUUUUCAUUUUCAUUAAGGAAAAUAUUUUGGCAGCCAUACGUUUUUUAGGAGAUACCUGAAGGCCAUACGAAACUUUAAGGAAUUUCCAUUUUGUUGCUAACUGCUAGUACGUGUAGCAAUUUCUUUGCCUUAUAGAUACAAAGCUUAUAGAUACAUACAUACUACAUACGCGUUUGGAUUAACGAUGGCCCCGGUGGCCUACAAUGUGACCGUCACUCACAAUUCGCUGAUUCAGUGGUCCCGUGGCGAAAUCCUGGAUUGGUUCAACGAAACGCUCCAAUGCAGCCUGACCAAAAUCGAGCAUUUGUGCACCGGAGCCGCCUAUUGCAAUCUGAUGCACAUGCUCUUUCCCGACACCAUCAAUUUGAAGCGGGUGAAGUUUGUCUCGAAUCAGGAAUACGAGUUCGUGGCCAACUUUAAGGAACUGCAGAAGGCCUUCAACAAGGUGAAAGUAAGUCCACCCGUGCAGGUUAAUAAGUUGGUCAAGGGUCGAUGUGUAGACAAUUUCGAAUUUGCCGUCUGGUUUCGCCACUUUUACAUGGCCAACUACAAGAGGAAAAGGGUCCUCUCCUACGAUGUACUGACUGCUCGUGACCAUCAGGACAUCGGAUUGGGAAACUCGCGAUCGACCACGCCCGUAUCGGCAAACAGACUUCGGCGUGGCAUUGAGAUCGUGAAGAUAUCACCGCGACGUGAUCGGAGCAAGACUGGAUAUGAGGAUUACCUUAAGAGCAAGCAGUCGCCGGCACUCAAGAAGAAGGAUGAUCGAAAUCAAGGAACCAACUCCGCUGAAGGAUCUCUAGCCAGUCAAGCAGAGCUUAGAACUAAGCCUAAUAAGUUUCCAGUUCGAAGUAAUUCAAAGGUGUCGCUCAUGAGUAACACGAAAACCACGAACACCAACACCCGAAGUGACAACAAACGCUCUCUAAAAAUCGUCGAUACUCCACGUCCAACUUCCCCGGCCAGGAGGACCAAGGCCACCGGAAAAACUGGUCGCCCCUCACCCACUGGCCAAACAAUGACCAAAGCACCAAAGCCAUCUGAAGCAGCAAAGCCAUCUGAAGCAGCAAAGCCAUCUGAAGCAGCAAAGUCAUCUGAAGCAGCCAAGUCUUCUGAAGCACCAAGGAGUAAUCCUGAAAAGACGGAAGCGGCUAAACGCCUUGAAGCCGUCCAGGAGCGUCUACUGCGCUUGGAGGCGCAGAAACGGAGCUUUCAAUGCAUGCCCGAGAUCUGGAGGCAGCGAAUGGAGCAGAUCGACGCUCGCAGGGAGCAGGAGCUCCACAGGUGUAGGCACCCUAUCCACAUAGGGAUUCGCGCUAAUAACCCGGGUGCGAAUAGCCAGGACAACGAUAAUAACCAGGACAUACACAUUGUACUCGAACCGGAAGAGAUCAUCGAGCUCUUCAGGUCGCCGGAGUUCUUUUCCACGGCAGAGUCAGUGCCAGCAAUGGUUGAUGAUCUCGAUGAUGAUGGUGUUAUUCCCGAAGGACUUUCGAAAGAACUAGCCAAAGUCCUGACGUCUUGCAAGCUCACCAAUGAGCAGCUCCUGGCCGAGGUGGCCCUCCACGGUGGCCUCCGUCUGCUGAUCAAGAACACCGAUGAUGACAAUGAUGUCGACGUUGCUGUGCAAACCACCAAACCGUGUGCAGCCUGUGGCAGCAAAACAGGAGCAGGAGAAGCCACCACGCAUUUUUAAGGAUGGUGGAGCAUUUCAAAAUUAUCCGUUUUUCAGUUUGUUGUACUAAAUUCAACUUUUGAAUCGUCACUGGUUUUGUUUUACUUUGUUUCGAAAUUAUAAAUUCAAAUUUUGUAACCGAAA
This is a messenger RNA of Drosophila teissieri, 1942 nucleotides long. RefSeq names its product microtubule-associated protein RP/EB family member 1. Bases 308 to 1819 code for a protein of 503 amino acids. Gene Ontology annotation, molecular function: microtubule plus-end binding. Gene Ontology annotation, cellular component: cytoplasmic microtubule; microtubule organizing center; microtubule plus-end. The transcript has 3 exons. The record is from RefSeq and is a predicted model, not a curated record. Gene Ontology annotation, biological process: protein localization to microtubule plus-end; regulation of microtubule polymerization or depolymerization; spindle assembly. Lineage: Eukaryota; Metazoa; Arthropoda; Insecta; Diptera; Drosophilidae.